[Torrubiella] hemipterigena is the source of this 1488-nucleotide messenger RNA. The record is from the annotation of a GenBank genome assembly. NCBI's taxonomy places the organism in Eukaryota, Fungi, Ascomycota, Sordariomycetes, Hypocreales, Clavicipitaceae.
GGGAAAAGGGCCGCAUUAGACACACGUAACGGGUGCGCGGUAUAUCGCGAUUGGGUUCUGCAACGAGCCCUUUGAGCUUUUUUUCGAUGGGGCUCGCAUUGUAAAGUUGAAAGACGUAGUUGGCUUUGCUUCAGAGUAAAAGGGCCGUCAAAGCUAAACACCAGAUUGCCAAGCUUCUUCUUUGCCUUUUUUUAUAUGCCCUUCAGCACAACAGUAAAAAAGCUUAUUCAAAAUUUGCAUAAAUUGGUGAAAACACUCCUACCGCUGUCCAUCCCCAUUCAACUGCAUAUAUCCUUCAGCAUGUCGACAAAGACGACGCUCUUGGUAGCUCUGUUAUUCAGUAGCCUGAGCUAUGCCGUGCAGGCAUUGAGCGUACCACACAAUCAGACUUCAUUGUCAAACUCCACAGGUAUUGAGAAGCUCAAUAGGAGGAACAGAUGUACAGAUCUGUGGGACUUCCCUAUAGAUUGGCCCAUUGGCUAUGGUGCGACCUUUUUCCCAAAUGACAACUGCCAAGGCGACCCUGUCGAUGUUUCUUUUGGGCCCUAUGUGAAUUUCGGCUGUUCUAAAACAUGUCAUUCUAUAGGAGCCGCGCGCAGUGUCUAUAUCGAAGCGGACAGGUACUCUCAAAAGCCAGUUCUCGAAGACGCCUACACAAUAAGAUUUGACAGGACUGAUCGCAAGUACGAAAACGUUCAUACGGACGGCCCUGUUGUACUAGGAUAUUCUUCGUCCAAUUGUCAGGCGGCGUACCUUGUCAGCGUCGGAAAGGUUUUGAAGGGCCUACAGCGAGCAUGCCACGUCUUCAAGAAACAUGUCUACAGCGUGCACCUCAAACUUCUCAAGGACUGCGAAUGUGAAGAAUCCCGGGCUUCUGCGGAUCGUUUGCAAUUGCAUGACCUAGACGUGGACACAUUAAAAGAUCUUAAAGAGACUCCGGUCCCAGAAAACCCAGACAUCGAAGAGUAUCAAAGCAUGUUCCACCCAGACGGGCCAAAAAUGCCUGUCAAACGUCCGGGUAUCAUCUUUCCCCCGGAGCCAAACGGCUGGCAAACGAACAAAAAAGACAAAUAUCGCUUUGAGGUUCCGUCGUACUGGGACAAGUGCCACUGGACGAAGGGACACGACUGUGACUACGCGGAAUAGCCUGACCCGACCGUUCGGGGACGACUGCCGCUAGACGGAUAGCCGUAGUUAUUAGUAUUAAUUGUAUACAAUGCUGCAAAUACAUCACUAGCGUUCGUCACUCGGAGAAACAAGAGUAAGAAGAAUAGGAUGUAGCCACGAAAACCAUGGGAGGAAGUCACGGAAGAAUAAUCGUACAACGACCCUCAAACGAGUGGCAUUUUAAAGUUCUUCUAGCAACUGUGAGCUCUCGGCAUAGAUGACCAGCUUUAUCGAGGCAGAAAAGAGACAGGUCGGGCGUUGAGAGCUCGUCGUCGCGUGUAGAGAAGAAGAAGAAGAAAGAAUCGAACAAAAAUUUCCCGC